AUGUAUCAUCACCAACGUGAUAUAUCUUCAUCAGCGUCUUCGUCGGCUGGCUACGGCUGGUUCUUGCCGCCCACGUCGACGCAGCAGUUGUCUCCUGGUAGUCCCAGGUCGAUAAGCAGCGUCGGCAUGAUCGGCCCUGACAGGUACCAGAGUCACAGCUCCGGGAGGAGUUCGUCGCGCAGCCUACCUUAUUCUACGACUUCGGCGGCUCAUGGACGAUCGUGCAAAAAUCUUUCGCCGCAGUCCUCGCCAUAUUUGGCGGCUGAUACGAUUUUUACAUACCCGUCAUGGACCGUGUCACCAGCUUCUCCCAGCACAAGUGUUCAUCACGUGGCUGCUCAGUCUUCAUCCGGGUUAGGAGCAAGUUCGUUAGUGGCGCCUCAAUAUUGGACGCCGGUAACCAGCACGCCCCCUCCACAAGGCUCAGCAGGAACAUCUUCCAGCAGUGGCGCAGGAUUAAACUGCUCAGCUGAUACUACUAAUCUGGGCAGUAGAUCAGUUACGCCCUGCGAUGGAAGACAUAGUCCUGGAACAGCUGGAUAUCAGGUGAAGCUACUAAACUAA
Ctenocephalides felis (cat flea) is the source of this 564-nucleotide messenger RNA. RefSeq names its product putative protein TPRXL. Bases 1 to 564 code for a protein of 187 amino acids. The transcript has 3 exons. The record is from RefSeq and is a predicted model, not a curated record. Lineage: Eukaryota; Metazoa; Arthropoda; Insecta; Siphonaptera; Pulicidae.